This is a messenger RNA of Malurus melanocephalus (red-backed fairy wren), 3701 nucleotides long. It is a transcript of the gene RRBP1, whose product is annotated as ribosome binding protein 1. The transcript has 23 exons. The coding region runs from base 282 to 3185 and encodes 967 amino acids. Gene Ontology annotation, cellular component: endoplasmic reticulum membrane. Gene Ontology annotation, biological process: protein transport. The record is from RefSeq and is a predicted model, not a curated record. Lineage: Eukaryota; Metazoa; Chordata; Aves; Passeriformes; Maluridae.
GUACCCGCGGAGAGACGGCACAGGGACGGCACCGGGACAGCGGGACACCCCCGUCCCCCCGUCCGCGGGGAGGAACCGCCGCCGCCCCGCCCGGCCCGGCCCGCCCCGGCGCGCUGAGUGGGCCCGGCGGCGGAGAGAAGCGGCGGGCGGGCCGCCACGGGGCGGGGCGGGACCAGGCGGCCGAGCCCGGCGAGACAGCGGCGGAAAGUGCCACGACUCCACACGGCCGCGGCGGCGAGGAGGGACCGCGACCCGGCACGGGCACAGAAGAGUGAGRCAGGAUGGAUGUGUACGACCCUCAGACGUUGGGUGUCAUGGUCUUUGGAGGCUUCAUGGUGAUCUCGGCCAUCGGGAUCUUCCUGGUGUCCACCUUCUCCAUGAAGGAAACCUCUUACGAGGAGGCCUUGGCCAAGCAGCGCAAGGAGCUCGAGAAGACCCAGCAGCAGAAAUUGGAGAAGAAGAAGAAAGAGAAACCCCUUGAGAAAAAAGGGAAAGCGAAGAAAAAGGAAGAGAAACCCAACGGAAAGAUCCCGGAGCAGCAGCUCGCUCAGGAUGUGACAGACCCUCCCAAGGAGGUGGCUCCUGAGCCUGCCGUGGUGCCCGAGCCUGUGACAGUCGAGACCCCAAUCGCAGCGGUGGCAGUUGUCCCYCAGGAGAAGGAGAAACCUGUUCCAUCACCGAAGGAGAAGAGGAAGAAGGAGAAGAAGGUGGCAAAGGUUGAGCCAGCUCCUAGCCCGGCGUUGGCUGCGGCUCCUGUCAGUGUCCCCAAAAGCUCUCCCGUGCGGGAGGUGACCCCAAAGGAGGUGCCCGUGGUGGCAGUGCCGCCGGUGGGCACUCAGCAGAGCGCUCCCGUCAUCGGCUCUGUCACCAUCAAGAAAACCGAGGCUCUCCCAGCACACGAGGAUCAGAAGCACGACACACCUGCCAAGAAAAAAGCUGCAUCCAAGAAGAAGAGUGAGCCAGCACCUCCAGACUCAGACGGGGCGCUGUACCUGCCCUACAAGGCGCUGGUGUCCACGGUCAGCAGCAUGGUGUUCAGCGAGGGCGAGGCGCAGCAGCUCAUCGAGAUCCUGACAGAGAAAGCAGGGAUCAUCCAGGACACCUGGCACACGGCCACGCAGAAGGGUGACCCCGUUGCUGUCYUGAAACGCCAGCUGGAGGAGAAGGAGAAGCAGCUCAGUGCUGAGCAGGAGGAUGCAGCUGCUGCCAAGAACAAACUGCGGGAGCUGAGCAAGGAGCUGGCAGCUGAGCGGACCAAGGCGGUGGCCGUGGAGGGCAAGCUGAAGGAGCAGCUGCUGGCCCGCGAGCGGGAGAUCGUGGCCGUGCAGGCGCGCAUGCAGGCCAGCUACCAGGACCAYGUCAGCGAGACCCAGCAGCUCCAGGGCAAGAUCCGCAGCCUGCAGGAGCAGCUGGAGAACGGCCCCAACACGCAGCUGGCUCGCCUGCAGCAGGAGAACUCCAUCCUGAGGGACGCCCUCAACCAGGCCACCAGCCAGAUGGAGAGCAAGCAGAACGCUGAGCUGGCCAAGCUGAGGCAGGAGUGCAGCAAACUGGUGAAAGARCUGUCUGAGAAGUCAGAGGUGCUGCAGCAGGAGGAGCAGCAGAGGAAGAGCUGGGAGCUCAAAGCGGUGGCGGCGGAGAAGCGAAUUGAGCAGCUGCAGGCUUACCAGCGGGAGGCUGAGCUGGUGCUGCAGAAGAGGCUGGACGAGGUCAACGACGAGCUCCGCAAAACCCAGAGCAGCUACAAGAGCCUGCUGGCAGAGGCAGAAAAGAGCAAAGGGCAGCAGCAGAGCAUCGCUGAGCUGCAGGCCAAGCUGCUGARCUCCGAGGCAGAGGUGAAAAGCAAGCUGCUGGAGCUGGACAGUGUGAAAGGCAGCCUGCAGGAUGCCAGCUCGGAGAACACAAAGCUGCUGGAGAGGAUCAAGUCCAUCGAAGCUCUGCUGGAGGCGGGCCAGAUGAGGGAGGCAGAAAAAGACAGAGACUUGCAGGCAGCCAACGAAGCAGAAAUGAAGCAGCUGCAGUCCAGGCUCCAGGAGAAGACAAACCAGCUCUCAGCCCUGGAGAGGGAAGCCACGCAGCUGCGAGAGGCCGUGGAGCAGCAGAAGGUGAAAAACAACGACCUUCGGGAGAAGAAYUGGAAGGCGAUGGAAGCACUGACCACGGUGGAGAAGGCGUGCGAGGAAAAGCUGCUGGCUGCUACAAAGGAAAAGGAAGAGCUGGCCCAGCAGCUGGACGCGCUCCGGGUGCGAACCAAGCAGACGCUGCUCUCCGCCCUGCCCAGCGUCACCGUGUCCUCACAGCAGGAUUACGACACGUGGCUGCAGGAGUUCAAGGAGAAGGCCGUGGGUGUGCUAAAGCAGCAGCUGAUCACAACAGAGCUGCCAGAUUCAGCUCAGAAAUURAAAGAGGCAGAGGAAGCGCAAAGCACUUUACAAGCAGAAUGUGAGCAGUACAGAACGAUCCUCGCAGAGACAGAAGGGAUGCUGCGAAACCUGCAGAAGAGCGUGGAGGAGGAGGAGCAGGUGUGGAAGGCAAAGCUCACGGCCUCCGAGGAGGAGCUCCAGAAGUCACAGCUGCAGCUGAAAUCCCUGGAAGGCGUGGUGGAGAAGUUGAAAGCAGAUGUGCAGAGCACAGAUCAGCUGAAGGAAUACACSUCUCUUCUGGAAACACAACUGGAAAAUCACUUGGAGACAGCCAGCUCCGAGCGCCAGAACUACACAAAAGAAGUUGGAGCUUUGAGGCAGCUCUUAUCAGAGUCCCAGGAGCAGCUGGAGGCAGCAAAGACUGAAACRCAGAAGCAGAGCAAGGAGCUGGCCCUGUUGAAAACCCAGCUGGAGCAGAACGAAACGCUGGCGGAGAGGGAGCAGACGCUGCGGCAAAAGCUGGCACGGGAGCUGGAGGAGGCCCAGAGCUUAGCACGCAGCUUGCAAGCCGAGCUGGAGAAGCUGAGACUGGCUGAACAUGCAGCAGCUUCAGACAAGGAGGAGACCCAGCAUCUCAAGGAAAGGCUUGAAAAAGAAAAAAAAUUAACAAAGGACCUGGGCCAGGCAGCAACCAAACUCCAGGAGCUCCUGAAGGUUACCCAGGACCAACUGGCCAAAGAGAGAGAAAUGGUGAAGAAGUUGAAAGAACAGCUUCAAGAAACGGGAAAAGAGGACAGUUCAAAGGAAGGGACUUCAGUUUGACGAGUCUGCACCCUGGACCUUACAGUUAAACUUACCAAAAUGCCUUACACAUUCCUAAAAAUAAAAAUUUAUGCUAAAUUUACUGUAGAUAAAAGAUACAAGCCAUUAGUGACCCAAAAAAACCUAGUUUUGAAACUUACAAGAAAACAUACAAAAAAAAAAAAAAUCCCAAAAAACCAACCAGUAAACACUGCAGUUUGUAUGAAMAUCUUGAUGCUGUUUUGUACAACUCUUCGUUUCCUGGGGAGCUGCUGUGGCCACACCGGGCAUACGCUGGGGUUUCACCCUCCUGUUCCAACAGAACCCACUGACAUGUGAAAAGGGAAGACUGUGUUUGUACAUCAACCAGUGCAAUUAUAAUUACAUAUUUUUCCUUUUUUUUUCCUUUUUUUUUUUUUUUUUGGAGUGAAAGGAGUGUGAAAGUAAGACCCACCAUGGAAAGAUGCCCUCUUGGAUGGGUGGCUCUUGGCACGUGCAUUUCUGGGUGUUGAUGCAAUUAAAAUGAUGUAAUGAGAA